Astyanax mexicanus (Mexican tetra) is the source of this 4451-nucleotide messenger RNA. RefSeq lists its product as uncharacterized. Lineage: Eukaryota; Metazoa; Chordata; Actinopteri; Characiformes; Acestrorhamphidae. Gene Ontology annotation, molecular function: semaphorin receptor binding; chemorepellent activity. The transcript has 15 exons. The record is from RefSeq and is a predicted model, not a curated record. Bases 529 to 2868 code for a protein of 779 amino acids. Gene Ontology annotation, biological process: axon guidance; negative chemotaxis; semaphorin-plexin signaling pathway.
GGAACACGCUUAACAACGGAGCUACUCACCACUACUACUACUACCACUACGGUACCUGGGAAGGUCGCCUGUAAACAUACGGUCCUGUUUUCUCUGCUGGAAACACGAUGCGGCUUGUAACAUAAUACAUAGAAAAAACUCGGACAGUUUAUUUGGUUACUUCGUUACUUAAUGUAGUUACCUAAACGGUGAAGAUGGCUAGCCUGUUUUUAUGGACACUGCAGAUGUAGGGGAAAACAUGCACAAGUUGGAGGAGACACCAUUAAAAGGCUGAAUUCUCAUCAUUCCUCACCUGUCUUAUCAGCAUCACUUUGUCAGCAUGGAUUUCCCUUUUUAUCUGCAUGAAGGCAGAAGUUGCAAACCACUAAUCUGGAUACUCAUCCCAACCUAACUUUCUUUCUGGAUUCUUACUGGACAAUACGGACAAUGUGCUGGAAUAUUCAGAGCGUUUUUGUAUCUAAGUUAAUGCAUAUUAUUAAAUGGUGAGGUGAACUCAAAAGAGACCACCCUCAUCUUGGCACUUGCGCCAUGUCAUCACCUCCCAUAAUCCCAUUUGUCCCCUGUGGGGUGCUGCUUGCUUGUGCAUUUACUGUUCUCUGCGCUCUGGACAGUAUUCCUCGGAAGAGCAUCCCAUAUGAAAGUAGCCAUUUGAAAGUGUUUCGAGAUGAGGGUAUUUGGAAUUACUCCUCCAUGCUGAUGAGAGAGGACUUGGGUCUUCUGAUACUGGGAGCCAGAGAAGCCAUCUAUGCCCUUGACAUUAAUAACGUCUCUAUUGCUAGGGCUAAGGCAAGCUGGGAAGUCACACAGGAGAAACGGAAUGAGUGCACCUACAAAGGAAAGCAUCCUGAUAUUGAAUGCCGAAACUACAUAAGGACACUGCAUCAAAUCAACGACACGGCCAUGUACGUCUGCGGCACAAACGCUUUUAAUCCAGUCUGUGAUAACAUUGUCUACGUUGACAGACAGCUGAAACUGCAGGGUAAACAGGAGGAAGGGAAGGGGAAAUGUCCCUUUGAUCCCUUUCAGAGGUACUCCUCCAUCGUUGUUGAUGGAGACCUGUACUCUGCCACUGUCCUUAAUUUCCUGGGCUCUGAGCCAGUCAUCCUCCGCAGCUCUCAGACCACACUGCGCUCUGAAUUCAAAAGCUCCUGGCUCAAUGAGCCCACCUUUAUCUACAUGGACGUGGUCCCAGAGAGUGUUGACAGUCCUGAUGGGGAUGAUGACAAGAUCUACAUGUUUUUCAGUGAAAAUGCAGUAGAAUAUGAUUUCUACAGCAAGCUCAUAGUGUCUCGUGUUGCUAGAGUCUGCAAGAGUGAUCGGGGUGGUCAGAGAACCCUGCAGAGGAAAUGGACCUCUUUCCUGAAGGCUACUCUAGACUGCCCUGUUCCUGGGAACAUUCUACCAUACGUAGUACAGGACGUCUUUCACGUCCGCCGUGACGAGUGGAGGGAAAGUGUCUUUUAUGCCAUUUUCACUUCACAAUCAGCCUCAGACGAUGUUUCUUCAGCAGUGUGCGCAUAUUCUGUGUUCAACAUUAACAAGGUGUUCUCUUACGGAAAGUAUAAAACACCAGUAUCUGUAGAGGGUUCUCACGUCAAGUGGGUCAUGUACACUGGAGAUCUUCCUGUUCCUAGACCAGGAGCAUGCAUCAACAAUGCAGCGAGAGAUUCAAAAAUCCAAAGCUCUCUGGACCUUCCGGACAAAACCCUCCAGUUUAUCCGAGAUCGGCCGCUCAUGGACGACAGCGUGAAGCCUCUCACUGGCAAACCUCUGCUGUUCAGGAGAGGGAUUUCGUUUACUCGAAUCGUGGUUGACCGCACGGUUGCUCUGGAUGGACAACCUUACCUGGUUAUGUUCAUUGGUACAGACAAUGGCUAUGUGCAGAAGGCAGUGAACUACGAUGGGGAGAUGCACAUCAUUGAGGAAUUACAGCUGUUUAAAAGCCCUGAGCCAAUUAGUGUCCUGCGGCUGUCUACAAGCAUGGGCCAGCUGUAUGCGGGUACAGCGUCUGGUGUGGUGCAGAUGCCUGUGGCUGACUGCAGCCGCUACUCAUCAUGUCUGGACUGUGUUCUCGCCAGAGACCCGUACUGUGCCUGGGACCUGAGCACUCAGCACUGCACCAGCUUACCCAACCCAUCUAAAGAUGAUGAUCUGGUACAAAGUUUAAAAGAGGGUGAUCCUGCUCGCUGUCCUGACCCAGGCCCAGUAAAAGCAAAGAACAGAACCCUUGUCCUAGGAAACAACAUCAAGCUGCCUUGCCAAAAAGACUCAACUUUGUCUGAGGUCAAAUGGAGUUUCGCUAAACAGCCGCUGAACCCAUCCAGCAGAAGGUACAGUAUAUACAGUGAUGGACUUCUCAUCUACAACGCUUCAGCCGCUGACGCCGGCAGCUACACCUGUGGUUCAGUGGAGCAGGUGCUCGGUAAACAGUACUACAGAACACUGGCCGUUUAUGAGCUACAUAUCCCUGCCCCUGUAGAUGACAACAAAGACAAUACUACAGAUGGCAUAUCUACAACAGAACUUAUGACUACUGCUCCCAUUGCAGUGCUGCCAUCAGUUCCACAACCUCGGAGUACGGGGAGCAGCACUGUGGCUAUUGUGAUCGCUCUGGUUACGGUGUCUGGGAUGUUGGUGGGUUUGAUUCUGUGGAACUGCUACAAGGGCCAUCUGUCGUUGCACAGGCAGCAUCCCAUCAAGAAACCCAUGAUGCUGCCUCAGCAUGACUCUUCUCCAUACAUAAAGCAGCAAGACAGUGCUUCAGAAAGCACAGAACAGACUGAAGUGUUUCUCUAUCCAAAUAAUAUUCAAAGAAAUGGGACAAAUGCGAGUCCUUUGAAGUAUGUCAUGGAUGAGUCUGAGAUCUAAGGUCAUGUUGACAUUAUUCUGGACAUUAUUUCUGCGGUACUUCAGCUUUGGUUGCAAUAAAACUUUUUUUUAAGAGGGAUGACCCUCAGCAGAGCCCUUCAGGACUGGAAAGAAAUGAGGAAGCACCUUUGCAAACCAGUAUUGGCAUUAAUGCUGUUAUUUUUGCCACCCUCUGCAAAGAUCCUAGAUGUUUCAAACAUGUUGAGAAAGGGCAUUAAGAACUUUAAAAUUUCCACACAGUCUUAAAACUCGAUUUUUUUUUCGUAUAUUAUUCAUGCUGUACUCUUUGAGUCAUCAGUGUAUAUGAUACACCUAUUUUGUAACUAUAUACACACACUGCCCACUGCUGACCAGAUGCUGCCACUACUGUACUGCCACCGUCACAGAGAGAAUACAAACUGCUGAAACACACUGUAAAAUGUAUUUAAUUGGGGUUCUCUUGCUGUCGAUUAAGGCCCAUUAGUUUUGCUUUAUUUGUCUUUUGUUCUUUCAUUUUAGUUUUCAAUUUUUGUGAAGGUGGGAGUUACUGUAUUUUUUCAUGUUGUUUUAAAAUAUUGUUUUCUUCAUGAUCUACCUCUACCCAUUUUCUAACAAAGCAGCUCUUCCCACCCAGUUAUGUAAUUAUGUGUUUUGGCACCAUUCUUGUCUUAUCGCUUGAGUCGACUACUACUUACUGAGCAGUUGUUUUUUUUUUUUACAGUUACACUGGGAAAGGUAGACGAACUACAGUCUCUAAGUAUUGAUUGAUUAUUACUAAUAACUGCAUGCAGGGAAAUCUCUCAAAAUGCAUCUGCUUACUAUAUCAAAUCAAUAAUUAAUUUAGUAGCAUUUAAGUACAACACUGACAGUCUUCUGGUGAUCCUUGUUGUGUAUUGUUUGUUUUGAAGAGGGACAUGAUUAGCAAACUUUACUAUUAAUUAAAAAAUGAGAAUGGAUUAUAUUGUACAUUAAGUUAGGAUCACCUCAAUCUGUCAAACUAAAAGGUCAAACUAAUUCAAAGAGUAAUUCUGAUACAUACUCAGUUCAUUCGUGCAAGAUCAAACUUUUGGCAUAUUUUCAGUUAUACUGACUGAGUGAACAGAGUUGUUUUUCAAUUAAAUAUAGGUGUUUUUGGGCGUGCUUAUAUAUAAACAGUGCAACCAUGAUGAGUGAAAGAAGGAAAAAAAAAACAACACCUUUCCUUUUUGCUUCUAGCACUAUUAAUUUGCCUAUCGUGUGUGUCUCCUCUCCCCACUGCCCAUUUCACACAACCAUCAUUGUGUAGCCAUUCCCCCAGGCUAUCAGACACUACGUGGUCACUUGUAAUUUAUGUUGUGUUGUACUUGCCAUGCAUGAAUGUUGACAGGAAAGUGACCACUAAUUCAGAGUUCUGCAGCAUUUAUAAAAAUAACAAUUGUUCAUAUGUUUCAAUAUGUUUUAAAUGUUUUAUAUUAAUUGGUAGUAAAUCACUGUCUUAGCUGAGAGCAACUGUUUUUCUAUCUAAUUUACAUACUGUAAAACCUACCAAAGAGUACGAAGUGCUGGACGGGAUCCUAGAUGUACCGUUAGGUUCAGAAUAAAAGACUUAAAUAGGAAAACUACAA